Amoebophrya sp. A120 is the source of this 1498-nucleotide messenger RNA. The record is from the annotation of a GenBank genome assembly. Lineage: Eukaryota; Dinophyceae; Syndiniales; Amoebophryaceae.
CCCUCGUCUCUGCUGUUGCUUUACUGAGUAGACCGACUGGUUUAGCGAAUCGAGCACGAGUGAGAACGGGCGGGAAAGUAGAUCUACCCACUGCUCGGGAGCGAGACGAGUGAGCUAGACAAAGGCGAGUGGCUUGAUGAGCGGCAUGAAGCAUCUUGGAUGGAAACUGGUCCAAACGGUUUGAAUUUCUUGCGAGUCAAGAUUAUCACAAAUUAUGGACGUGGGCUUCGGCGCCCCCUUCCCGCCUCCACGGCGGCGGAGGCACGAGAACUGGGUUUUCGUUCGCUUGUUUUGCCUGUCUGGGCUUUUUCUCGUCGACGUCCAAACAACCGAUGCGUUCCUGCUUUUGAAGAAUGCACGCGGGAAAUCUUUUCGUGGGCAGGAAAAGCAGGAGCCGGCGGCCGCAGCCGCAGCUUCCACCGCAGCUGCUGGCUCUACAGGCAGUGCCGGCAGUGUCGGAAGUAUGGGCAGCUUCGGCAGCGCGGUCGGCAGUGUCGGAAGCUUGGGCAGCCUGGGGAGUGUUGGGAGCAUGGGCAGCAUCGGCAGUAUGGGUAGCGUCGGCAGCUGGGGAAGUUUUAGUGCGCCGGGAAGUUUCUCCGAACCCUUUCCGGAAUUAGGGCCGACACCGCCGAUUUCCUACGACAAAGCGCUGGCUGUCUACGAACAGUCGCUCAGCGGCGCGGGUGCGGGGUCGGGAUCUGCCGCGGGAAGUGCGGUGGCUUCGCCGGAUGACGUUUGUGCCCAGCUGGGAGAGAAGGCCACGAAGGACUUUCCGGACGCCGGGGUCUCGUGCACGGAAUAUCGGUAUGUAGGAGAGAACGCAGAGUCCUUAUUGACAAAAGCGUUUGAAUUUGAUGGUCCCUGCUACCAUGCUGUACCUGUAUGACACAGUGCAGUCCUGCUUUUUUCUAGAACGCGUUCUUUUGACGUCGGAACUUCUCCUCACGUCUCCGUAUCAAAACCCCAACAGGGCUUUCAUUGGUGGGUUCGCCGAGGGGCUGUCCGAAAAAGUGUCGCCCAACGGGUGCAGGUGCGUGACCAAAACUGGCGCCUGUCCGUACGAGACCUGUACCGGCAUUGACGCUUUCAACACGUGCCUCGGGGACACCGCGAAAACACUUGGACUCGCGUCCUUUUCCAAAUUGACCAUCUCCGCACCCGCAUUGACGACGAGUUGCAUCUACCUGAAGGCGCAGCCCAUCCACCUCAACGCACCGGGCUGCGAUGCAGUCCCAGGCUCGAAGCCGUGUGGCGUGCCGCAAAUGAGUGGAAGCGCAGUGGGGAGUGCGGGGGCGAUGAAAGGUGCUGUUUGAUCGAGCUGCUCGUGCUGCUGUCCUCGGGUGAGUUAGUAAGUAGAUGAUCACGCCCUUUGGAUCAUUCCUGCGGUUUGGUUAUCCAAAUCUCACCUUGAGACGUUGCAGCUUAUAUCAUGUUGUUUUUUCCCGAAUGAACCUUUAAGUUUGAUGCCUAAUGUGGAAUCUGUAGAAGAGAAAUGGAG